Molecule: messenger RNA, 1827 nt
Organism: Photinus pyralis (common eastern firefly)
Lineage: Eukaryota; Metazoa; Arthropoda; Insecta; Coleoptera; Lampyridae
Product: nicalin-1
Exons: 6
Coding region: 158-1813 (551 amino acids)
Biological process (GO): regulation of signal transduction
Cellular component (GO): endoplasmic reticulum membrane
Source: RefSeq, a predicted model, not a curated record
AUUAACCCCUUUUGAGUUCAUGCUGUACAAUUCAAUUCAACCAUCCAUGUGAUAAGCAAUAAAGUUUAUAGUAAUUAAGUGAAUAAUUAGUGAAUUAGCAUACAAAGGUGAUAAAGUGUUGUGUAACCAUAUCCACAAAAAAUACCCAUAGACAAAAAUGUGGAUAGAAGAAGCUGAGGAAUUAUUUAAGGGAUAUUUCCCCUAUUAUUUAUUAAUAGUUUUACCAAUGUUUAUAAUUAUUUCACCCAUUAAUCCGGUCUCCGCCGCAUACGAAUUUCCAGUGUACAGAAUGCAGCACUACGAUCUGCAUGGACAAUCACAUGGGUGUAGAAGUGCAUCGGUUAAUUUAGAAGCCAGAUCACUGCAAAGCUGGGCGACAUCGAGGCACUGUGUCGUUACCCGCAUGCAGGACCUUACAGUAGAUUAUUUCCGUAAUAUACGUAAUAAAGCUGGUGCACUUUUAAUCGUGUUUCCGGAGGAUUUCUCACAGCUCACAUUCGAGGAGAAGCAGCACUUAAUGGUGUUAGAAGAUGCAAUGUUGGCUCAGGAAGUAAGCAUACCGGUCUACUUCGUUAAUUCCACUCCAGAUUUGGAAAACAUUGUCGGGGAAAUUUCCACUGUGAUCUCCGCAGAGGAUAAGACUAAGUCUGCUACGGAAGCAUUGUUUACUUCCAUUGCUGCUAAUGGUUACCAAAUUGUGAUAAAUCCACGUACCCCUAGUCCCAAAACUGAUAUUAAAAUAAAUAGUAUUCAGGGAACUUUACCGGGUCAUACUGUCGAUGGUAAAACACCCACAAUUGCUGUUGUUGCUCAUUAUGACAGUUUUGGUGUUGCACCUGAUCUGUCGUUUGGGGCCGAUUCUAAUGCGUCCGGUGUAGUCGUGCUACUUGAAUUAAUGCGACUAUUCUCAAUUUUGUAUGCAGAUCCAAAGACGCACGGAAGGUACAAUAUAAUUUUUUUGUUAAGCGGUGGUGGUAAAUUAAACUACCAGGGGAGUAAGAAAUGGUUAGAAGAUCAGUUGGAUUCUCUCGACGGGUCAAUAAUACAAGACGCCUCGUACGUUAUGUGCUUGGACACUCUUGCAUCUAGCGACGGCUUGUACAUGCACGUCUCAAAACCUCCAAAGGAGGGAUCUCCUGCGUCCACGUAUUUCAAAGAACUUAAAUUGGCGGCAGACCGCCAAACUAUUAUUAACGUUGAUGGGGUUCAUAAAAAAAUUAAUUUGGCUGAUGACUUACUCGCGUGGGAACACGAGAGGUUCAGUAUACGUCGCCUCCCUGCAUUUACUUUGUCGUCUUUGAAAAGUCACAAAGAUUUACUGAGGGGGACUAUCUUAGAUACGUACAAAAACUUCAAUUUGGACAGAUUAGUGCAACACACACAGCUCAUAGCGGAGGCGCUCGCCAGUCAUAUAUACAAUGUCUCCGGUACUGAACUGUUUGGCAAAAGCUUACAAAUUGACGAAGGCUUCUUAAGCGCGUGGAUGGAUUUCUUAUCAGCACAGCCACGUUCUGCCCAGUUGCUAUCGGGAAAAGAUAACUUGCUAAUUAACUUUUUCAAAGAUGCAUUUUCAAGGUAUACGCGAGAUGUCCGAAUAACCCACCUGACACCAGACAAAAGAGACCCGGACUUUAUGUUCUACGAAGUUACACGAGGAACAGUCAAUAUUUAUAGUGUUAAACCGGCAAUAUUUGAUCUCAUUCUUACCUUAGCAAUUGUUUUGUACUUAGGUUGUGUAUACUUAUGCAUACAAAAGUUCCCAAGCUUCUACAAUGCGGCUUGUAGUGUAUCGUUUAAGAAAAAAGUUCAGUAAACUACGAUAUUAUA